Hyaloscypha bicolor E is the source of this 691-nucleotide messenger RNA. RefSeq lists its product as uncharacterized. NCBI's taxonomy places the organism in Eukaryota, Fungi, Ascomycota, Leotiomycetes, Helotiales, Hyaloscyphaceae. The transcript has 3 exons. The record is from RefSeq and is a predicted model, not a curated record. Bases 140 to 613 code for a protein of 157 amino acids.
GAACAAGCAGAAGUGAAGUAACUGACAAACUACCUCCAAUCUAGCCGGCAUAUCCAGUGGGAGAUUCUUGUACAGUUCCUCCAUAGCUUUUGACGACCCGCAAACACCCGCCGCCCAUCAAGCUCAUUCUGCGUCAAACAUGUCUGCAAACCGAUCCAUAUGGGAUGAAUCAGAGCUAUCACUAUUGAGACAAAUACGAUCCGAGAUGCCGAGUGCGCAGCUCGCACAAAUUGCUGAAGAGUUUGGCAAAAGGAAUCAUCAAAGCCGUACAAUUAAUGGCAUAAAAGCCAAAUUAAAAGACCUUGGUCUAAACGCAACGCGUGGUCGCGACAGAGACACAACGUCGGCGCCAUCGGAAGAGCGUCCCUCGAUUCCUUCUCCUCAGUUUGACGAAAUGAGAUACGCCUGGAGCAUGCCGGAGCUGGGCAUCUUCAUUCCCCUUCAUCCCUUAAUCGCAGAGGCACGACGACAUGCCAGCGGCGUCUUUGAGACCUCCAAAUGGUCAUCGAUAGUAGGAGGGGCAGAUAUUUCCGGUGUGCAAUGUGCGGAAGAGGAUAGAGUGGCGUUGAGGAAUUAUUUGGAUUACUUAAGAGGUGAAACUCGAGGCCAAUAAGCACAGACUCAGAGGGGGCUCAGCGAGCUGGCGAGGAUACGGGAAGCUCUAAUUUCAAUAAGUUUGAUGAUGUACCGC